Messenger RNA from Papaver somniferum (opium poppy), 633 nucleotides. RefSeq lists its product as uncharacterized. Lineage: Eukaryota; Viridiplantae; Streptophyta; Magnoliopsida; Ranunculales; Papaveraceae. Bases 1 to 633 code for a protein of 210 amino acids. The transcript has a single exon. The record is from RefSeq and is a predicted model, not a curated record. Gene Ontology annotation, molecular function: nucleic acid binding; RNA-DNA hybrid ribonuclease activity.
AUGGUCUUCAAAGGAGUCACCUCAACCCCUGAAAACAUCAUCCAGAGAUGCAGAAGAGAAUUUGCAGUAUUAGAUUAUAAACCAGUUACCAAUCAUAGACUUCUUGUCCCUCAAAAUAGGAUUAAUCUUCACUGGCAGCCACCUUUGCCUGGUUAUUUUAAAAUUAAUUCUGAUGGUUCAUUUAUUGCAGAAAAUAAUACUGGAGGCAUUGGACUAAUUUGUAGGGAUUUUGCAGGUGCGCAUCACGGAUCAAAGUGCAUUUAUCUAACUACUGCGAUUAGUCCAGAGCAAGCUGAGAAUAAAGCUUUAUGGAAGGCAAUGCAAUGGGCAUUAGAGAAGAAGCUGGAGAAAGUGAUUUUUAAGCUGGAUACAAAGCUUGUAGUGGACAUAGUCUUGGGAUAUUCACUUAACAUUGAUUGGAGAUUACACAACUUAAUCUUAGAUAUUAAAAACUUAUUAAGCAUUCAUCCCUCUUGGCAAGGUUUCUAUGUGCCCAAAGAGAAAAAUAAAGUAGCAGACUCUCUUUCUAAGUUAGCUAGAACUCAAUUUAUUAGUUAUGUUUGGCUCUUAGCUCCUCCAGAUGAAAUUAUUAAUCAACUUCGUGAGGAUGCAAACAAUGUAAACACUGUUUGA